AUGAAACGUUGUAGUAGUUGCAAAAAUUUUUUACCUGAAACCGCAUUUAAAAAAAUUAAAGCAACAUUAUCAAAAACUUGUAAUCAAUGUUUGGAUUAUCAAAACUAUAAAAAUUGUGAAAUUCGAAAAUCAAAAAAAAAUUCUCAAGAUAAUGUUUAUAUAUUUAAUAAUGAUGAUAUUGAAUUGGCCGAGAUUCAUAUUAAUCAAUUAUCACAAUUUGUUGAAGAAUUUGUUGCCAAUGAGAAAAAUAAGGAGUUUGAGCUAAAUAUAUUAUUCGAUAUUAAUGUAGAGAUGAAUUCAAUUACUCAAGUUGCUAAAAAAUUACGUGAAAUAAUUGAAGAUAGUGAUGGUUAUAAAUGGAACUUUUGGAAAGCUAAUUAUUCAACUUGCCUUCCUGACCAAAAAGGAAUAAUAUAUUAUCAUUGCAGUCAAUCUGCAGUUUUAAAUAAAUUUAAAAAUUCUAAUAGAAAACAAAUUACAAGAUUUGAAUGUAAUGGACAGCUUAUUAUUCGCAUUAAUAUGAUAAAUUCUAAAGCUUAUAUUAAAGUCAAGCAUUUAUUAUAUCAUGAGUGUCCUGCUAUUUUUACUGGUGUUUCAAAGGAAAUAAUUGCUGAAAUAAAUCAAAAUUAUCAUCUUGAUUCUUUACAACUUCAUUCUUAUUUUUUUACACAUUUUGAUUUACAAGAUAUUACACCUAAACAAAUUUAUUAUUGGUGGAGUGUUUUAAUUCAAUCAAAGUAUCAAAAACAUAAAGAUCCUAUUUGUUCAGCUAUUAUUUUACUUCAAGAACAAUUUCAAGAUUAUCAUUUUGAGCUUUACAGAAUUAUUGGAGAAUAUCAAGAAACUGGAUUUGCUUUGGGCUAUUUAAUUUUAGAUAUAAUUCGAAUUAAUGGAGAGUUGAAAUUAUCUAAAUCAGAAAUUUUAACUCAAUUUUUAUUAAAAUUUCAAAUUCUUGGUCUUUCACCUGAUUUUAUAUUUAUCGACAAAGAUUUUACUCUAAUUAAUGCAAUAAAAAAUGUAUGGCCAAAUAAAGGCAUUCAAUUAUAUCUCUGGCAUUUGAAAAAAGUUAUACUUAUAAAAAUAAAAUCAAAUAAACAACAAGCAAUUGAUAGUAGUACAUAUCGAUUAAUUUAUAAUACCUUUUAUUGCAAUCGACAAUAUCCAUUUUGGAUUCAAAUAUCAGAAGAAUCAAAUAUUUUAAACAUAGUUGAAAAUGAAGUUCAAAUAUCAGAAGAAUCAAAUAUUUUAAACAUACUUGAAAGUGAUAAUGAAAAUAAUUUAGUAAUAGAAGAAAUCGAAAGAAAAAUUGAAAAACAUGAGCAAUUUAUUCAAUAUGUUCAAGAAGAAUAUGAAGCAGGAAAUAUUCAACAUGUAAAAGCAUUAUUAAAUGGAUCUAAAAGAAUUUAUACAAUGAUAGAUGAUAUUAAAAAGGCACAAAGCAAAUGA
Messenger RNA from Cetraspora pellucida, 1446 nucleotides. The record is from the annotation of a GenBank genome assembly. NCBI's taxonomy places the organism in Eukaryota, Fungi, Glomeromycota, Glomeromycetes, Diversisporales, Gigasporaceae.